Messenger RNA from Nakaseomyces glabratus, 1572 nucleotides. It is a transcript of the gene PDI1, whose product is annotated as protein disulfide isomerase PDI1. The record is from RefSeq and is a predicted model, not a curated record. Gene Ontology annotation, biological process: protein folding; response to endoplasmic reticulum stress. Gene Ontology annotation, cellular component: endoplasmic reticulum. Gene Ontology annotation, molecular function: protein disulfide isomerase activity. Lineage: Eukaryota; Fungi; Ascomycota; Saccharomycetes; Saccharomycetales; Saccharomycetaceae.
AUGCUUUUUAACAAGGGUCUAUUAGCCUUGGCUGCCACUGCAGCUUUGGGUGUUUCUGCACAAGACGCUGUUGCACCAGCUGAUUCUGCUGUUGUUAAGCUAGAACAAGACAACUUCCAGGACUUCUUGAAGGAGAACUCCUUGGUUAUGGCUGAGUUCUUUGCCCCAUGGUGUGGUCAUUGUAAGAAGUUAGCUCCAGAGUACGUCAAGGCUGCUGAGGAGCUUAAGAGCAAGAAUGUCUCUCUAGUACAAAUCGACUGUGAUGACAACAGAGACCUAUGUAUGCAAUUGCAAAUUCCAGGUUUCCCAUCAAUCAAGUUGAUCAAGGACGGUGACAUUGCUCAUGCCAAGGACUACAACGGUGCUAGAACUGCCGAGGCCAUUGUCAAGUUCAUGAUCAAGCAAACACAACCAGCUGUUCAGGUCGUCGAAGACAAGGCUGCUCUAGAUGCUUUAGUGGCUAACUCUACAGUUCCAGUGGUUGUUGACUUCGGUGUCAACGACUUCAACGCUACUUUCUACCAAUUCGCCCACGCUCUUUCUGAUGACUACGUCUUCAUCUCUUUGCCAUCCAAGGAGAACAAGAUCUCUGUCUUCCUACCUGUCGAAGGUUCCUCUGCUGAAGAAAUUGUCUUCAAGGGAGACCACAAGACUUUGGCUAAGGACAGAUCUGUUUUCGAAGAGUGGUUGAAAGUUGAAUCUUUGCCAUUCUUUGGUGAAAUCAACGGUGAAGUUUUCAAUGCCUACUUAGAAAGUGGUUUGCCUCUAGCUUACUUCUUCUUCAAUGAACCAUCUGAAGUUGAAGAAAAUAGAAAAUUCUUCACUGACUUGGCCAAGAAGUACCGUGGUAAGAUGGCUUUUGUCAGCCUGGAUGCCAAGCAAUUUGGUAGACACGCCGAGAACUUGAACAUGAAGCAACAAUUCCCAUUGUUCGCUAUCCACAACAUGACUAGCAACCAAAAAUUCGGUCUACCACAAAUGGCCGAAGAAGAGUUCGCUAAGUUGAACAAGGCUAUCAAGUUAAAGACCAAGGACAUCACCAAAUUGGUUGAAAAUGUCUUAUCUGGUAAGGCUGAAGCUAUUGUCAAGUCUGAAGAAGUUCCAUCAGUCCAAGAAAGCAACGUUUUCAAGAUCGUUGGUAAGACCCACGACAAGAUUGUUGCUGAUCCUAAGAAGGAUGUUCUUGUUAAGUACUAUGCCCCAUGGUGUGGUCACUGUAAGAAGAUGGCUCCAACUUAUGAAGAAUUGGCAGACACUUACGCCUCCGACUCAUCCUCUAAGGACAAGGUUGUUAUUGCUGAGGUUGAUGCUACUGCCAAUGACAUUUUCAAUGUCGAAAUUGCUGGUUACCCAACCAUAUUGUUGUACCCAGCUGGUAAGAACGCUGAGCCUGUUGUUUACGAAGGUGACAGAUCUUUGGACUCCUUCUUGACUUUCAUUAAAGAAAACGGUGCCAACGGUAUUGACGGUUCUUCUCUACACAAGAAGUUCCUAGAGACCAAGAAGGCUGCUGAACAGGCUGAAAUUGAAGACGACAAUGAAGAUGAGGAUGGAUUUGAUGAUGAAUUGUAG